Molecule: messenger RNA, 701 nt
Organism: Diuraphis noxia (Russian wheat aphid)
Lineage: Eukaryota; Metazoa; Arthropoda; Insecta; Hemiptera; Aphididae
Gene: REPTOR-BP
Product: REPTOR-binding partner
Biological process (GO): regulation of DNA-templated transcription
Cellular component (GO): nucleus
Molecular function (GO): DNA-binding transcription factor activity
Source: RefSeq, a predicted model, not a curated record
CCUUAUCAUUCGAUGAUUAUCAUUGUCAUUUGUCACACGAUUUUGUUGUUUAUAAACAUUGGACAUUCGCCAUUCGCGGGUUUUCGAUUUGGAGUUUGGACACGAUUUGCGAUUCAAAAACUGACGGCUUACGACGAACCUCGACGGCAAUAUGGAUUUCGAGGAAUCAUUCAUAAACGCUCGGGACUUCGACAAUCUCGUAAAAGUGGAACAAGCGCAGGAGGUGAAAGAAACAACUACGACGACUCCACCACCAGUGACUAACAAACGAGGACGCAAGCCUGGAAAGAAGUCCAGCGACAAAGUGGAUAUCAGAGCCAAACUAGAGAGGAGCCGACAAAGUGCCCGAGAAUGUCGGGCAAGAAAAAAAUUACGCUACCAAUACUUGGAGGAGUUGGUGACAGAUCGCGAAAAGGCAGUCAUAGCUCUCCGACAGGAGCUGGACAAAUACAGAACGUGGUGUGUCGAAGUUGAUGAAGGCAGAAUCCCAGAAGGUUUGCCAGGGCUCUUGGACGAAUUAGGUGCUGUAAAACAAGAAUCUGCAGGUGGUGUACUUAUCAUGUAACAUUUCAUUAUUAUUAUUUUUAUUGUUUGUGCCAUUUUUUCCAUUACAUAAAUGUGGGUUUGUUUAUGUUUUUCUGAAGAUUUUCAAUUUAUUAUGUUAAAAUGUUUUAUAUUACAAGUAUAUGACAUUGUUUUGU